Ilex paraguariensis (yerba mate) is the source of this 868-nucleotide messenger RNA. NCBI's taxonomy places the organism in Eukaryota, Viridiplantae, Streptophyta, Magnoliopsida, Aquifoliales, Aquifoliaceae. The record is from the annotation of a GenBank genome assembly.
ACACGGCAUCCCAAGCACUCCAGCCCAACCCAAACUCUCUCUCUCUCCUUGGCAGAUAAAGACUCAACUCAGGCCCCUUAUCUCCUUCUCUCUCACCGAUUGCUCCUCUGUCAUGGCUCAAUCAGCAAAUGUCAUCUAGGCACCUUUCUCUCUCUCUCUCUCUUCAUAUCUUUCCCUCUACUUAUAUGUUUUUCAACUCUCUUACAUGCCUCUCUCUAUCUCUGCCCUCUUCUGCGAAGCAACAGCCGCAUCUAUUCUCAACGCCACCGCCAACGACAGCCAUAACCACGGCCAACGACAGCCAGUGUAGCUGUUCAGGAGUCAGAAGAAGCUCAGAGAUUGAUCAUCAUCCUCCCAUAGGUCCCACCAAUACCGUCGAAUUCAUUCCCAUCAAUACCCUUGAAUUCCAGUUUGUUCCCAGCAGUACCAUUUUUUUGGAAGCAGUGUCCUACUUUUACAUUUUAACUCAUGGGCAGAGAGCAUAAAGUAAUAGAGAAGUAAUUUUGAUUCAUCACAAAGCUGCGAUGGUUUUAACCUUCCAAGGUGUGUGCAUGUAUUAGUGUCUACGAUUUGUUUGUAUGUUUAGCUACUAGUUGUUCCAUACAACGCAAUGGUGCCUCCUUACUCCCUAAGACACCAAUGCCAUCCAACCCAAACUCUGGUUAUUAGUUUUUCUUUGUGGCUCAAUAACAGUGGUUAUUAGCUAGGUAAAUUUUUUCAUUUUUCUGCAUGUGCAAGUGAUUGUGGUGAUUAGCUAAACUUCAUUCUUGGCAUACGACAUUUAUUGAAAUAAUGCUACAGCAAUACCAAUUGAAACUUUUUUUUUCUCUUUGUUUGUUUAGAUAAAUUUUUAUUUCAUUCUUCUUUC